AUGAAGAAUUUAGACGACAAUGAAGUCAUCGACGCGCGAGAGCGCUCGUGUGGGGAUUUCAGGGAGAGCAUCGUCGAGGACGCGCUGCCGCAUCAGUGGCGUCAUCCGAGCGACACGAAAAUGUCUCUGGCGCACUUUAAGCGACAUAAAUCUCGCGCGAACGCGAUGAAACGCGAUAAGGAGUCAAAGAAUAGGCGUCAACGUCGCGAUCGCGACGUCGUCGUCGCGAACGCGGCGACGCGUACGGUCGGCGCCGCGGUGGACGCCCUGCGCGGUACGCCGAUGACGAGGCGAGCGAAGCGACGGGCGCGCGACGCGCGAGCGACAUCGAGCGAUGACGUGCCAAAUGUCAUCGUCUCGCACCACGCCGAAGGGGUGGACAUCUUACACCUGCACUCUGGCGACGUCAUUUGCUCUCUCUAUUUGAAGUCUCCCGGUUUACACGUGGACAUCGACGGCGACGGCGUGAUGGACCACGUCGAGGCACACGGCCGCGGUUCUGUGGGGAGCGAUCUUCCCGCAUGUUGGGCGACGGUGACGUCGGGGGUGCCCUCGGAGGAGCGCGCGCUGAGCGCGAGCAUUUGUCGCGGAGGAAGCGGUUUGAGCGGACAUCGUCUCGCGCAGCAACAAGGAUACAGUCUGCACUCCGUCGAGGUCACGCCUCCGGUCUCGCUCCAGCGCGUGCCCGAGACCGCAAACGAGCUCGCGAAACCAAUGUCGAGACUCGGACGCGACGCGAUAUUCUUAAACAGUCGCGGUGAGAUGACGUGUUACGACGCGCGAGACGGCGAACAGCGGCGUUGGCAGAUACGCACCACGGCGGAUUGGAACCCGGGCGAGGACGCGAUCGAGCCCUCGCUCACGUCCUUCUCGCUCCACGUGAACGGAAAACCCGACGUCGUCGCCGCCGUCGGCGCGAGAUCCAUCGUCAUCGUGAACGCCAAGGGAUAUCGCGCGGCGCCGCCCAUCGCCCUCUCCGUUCCGCCCGCCGGGCCGCUCAUCGUCGCCGACGUCAACGGCGACGGUCUCAACGACAUCAUCCUACGCACGCGAUACACCGCGUACGUCUGGCAUCAAGUUCCGCGAUCCGGGAGUUCACCGCUCGCGUUUCUCGUCGCCAUCGCCGUCGUCUCCAUGGCGCUCGCCUUUGGCUUCGCCCGCGCGCGCGACGCCGCGCCCGGACCCGAUCGCGACCGGUUUCCCACCCACUCCGACUCCGACUCCGACGAAUAG
Ostreococcus tauri is the source of this 1233-nucleotide messenger RNA. RefSeq names its product FG-GAP repeat. The record is from RefSeq and is a predicted model, not a curated record. NCBI's taxonomy places the organism in Eukaryota, Viridiplantae, Chlorophyta, Mamiellophyceae, Mamiellales, Bathycoccaceae. The transcript has a single exon. Bases 1 to 1233 code for a protein of 410 amino acids.